Messenger RNA from Verruconis gallopava, 3470 nucleotides. RefSeq lists its product as uncharacterized. The transcript has a single exon. The coding region runs from base 2807 to 3445 and encodes 212 amino acids. Lineage: Eukaryota; Fungi; Ascomycota; Dothideomycetes; Venturiales; Sympoventuriaceae. The record is from RefSeq and is a predicted model, not a curated record.
CACACGUCUUUGCUUCGCUGUUUCGCUUCAUUUUUUGUUCUUCUUUCACGUGGGGACGCGCACCCUCGUCGUGAACGUCGACAUGGCGGCCUGCGAUUGGAACCCCAACUUCGCGUGACGGCACUUGUUCUGCAGCAUCUCAAGAAGCGCGCAAGGCUAGUCCUGCGGGUGCAACGCCACGAUCAAAGAUGAGAAAAACCCGUUCGGCGUGGGCGCGGAACUGCUUUUCGAGCGAGACAUGCUCCUAGGCUCUGUUGUCCUCACUGCCACGAUCCGACCAGGCGUAGAACUAUGUGGGCGGACAAUUCGACGUCGGUGCCAAGGCAAUGUUGGUAUCGUGAUGUCGCGGACGACGGGUGCGCCGUCCAUGUCACGUACGUCGACGAGGCGGUAUCGGCGUGACAGACUUUGUCCUACUUCGUCGACCAGACUGUCUCUCAAUCUUAACAGGGAGAAUGACCUGACAAAAACGACGGCAGGCGUACGGCCUUCUUAACAGACGAGAGGAGUUCACUUCGCGCCACCGUCAGGCUCAUCGAACGUUUAAAGUUGGAUCCAGUAAGUGCAAUUUCUAAAAUCAUCAACAAAUCCUAAGUACAAAUUGCAAAUAUAUUCCCCCCACGGUUUCAGCUCAGUCUUCUCAAAAUCUCGCCCUUCAGCUCAACCUUGUCAAAGUCGUCCCCUUGACAGCACUGGUUUUUUGCAAUAUAUCGCGUUGGCUUUCGAUGUCCUGCUGCAUCCGCACGCAUGUACCCGCUGCGUCAAAUGAACUGUGGUGAGCAAUGGAAUUAAACCGCCAAAGCUGCAGAGGGACACCUACCGUGUCAACACGCGCGAAUAUACAGCCCAAUGGGCUGGUGUUGGGCAAACGUCAAAGCGAACCCUUGCUUGCCGCUAAUCUCGAACGACACCGGUCCCGGGGUGCAGGGAUGGUCAGCAAUCCAGUAUGUGGUGCCUGGCUUCAUGGGAAUGUCGUUCAAGUGUCUGUACACUUGCGGUCUGGAUGCGCACGUAGUCGCGGCAUCGGCCCUACCAACGAGGUCGAAGCUCGCCAGCCCUUGUCCGGAGAACGUACAUAUAUCUGUCCGACCUUGGGGCCAGAAGAAGAACAGAGAGCACGUCUUUCCGGCGAACGAGACGGGCAGCUCGAAGUUAAAGACGGAGCUCACCUUGUCGUCGAUGUACGCGUCUUGGUUGCCAUAAGCUUUGUUCAGCUCUGCUGUUGAGAUCGGAAUCACGCUGGUGGGGAACUGGUGCUCGCCUUCGAAAUUGGCAGGACAAGCGCCAAAGAGCUGUCCAGGCACUUUGCCCUCAGAAUGUUGUGGUGAUCCCCAGCUUGGCGGCGGGACGUGACUGUUUUGUGGAGGCCAAGGAUGGCUCCAGUGAGGCCUUAGACCAGAUUCUUGAUUGUGUUGCGGAUUGCCAUGCUUGUGUCUCAGUUGACAAUGCUCAUGGCAUUUGAGGUCCUUGGAAUGGCACUCCUCGCAUGGAGGGGCGUCUUUGCCAUGGUGAUCUGGAGCGUGUGGAUGAGACUUCUCCCAGCACCUCUCCUGACAUUCCUUAUCGUACUCACCGCACCAGUUAUGGCAAUUUGGCUUGGAAGGUCGCGGAGUCUUUGAAGGCCGAUCGGAUUUCCAAGCAAUUUUACACGCUUUCUUGCAAUCCCAAUCGUCCUUGUUGCAUUGCCUCACACACUUUUCUUGAUUACCUGUAUCCCCAGGCAUUGGAUUACAUUUUUUGUCACACGUCUUGUGGCAUUGGUGACUUGGCUCCUUGGGACACUCGUGGCAGCACUUGGGUUUGUCAUGCCUACGCUCUUCAGGAUACUCACAACGCUUCAAGCACUCCAAGUCAUCCUUUUUGCAUCCACAACUCGGCCGUGGACUUGACGCUGGCGGUUUACAAUUUUUGUCGCAUUUCUCGUGGCAAACCUUGUUCUCCUUGUGGCAGUCAUGGCAGCAGAAAGGGUUAUGCUGUGGUCUAUCUGGGAUCCAGCAGUGCUUGUGACAAUGUAUGUCGUCUUUCUUGCAGUCCCAGCAAGACUGUGGCUUUGGAAUGCGAGGUUUGCAGUUCUUCUGGCACUUCUUAAGGCAGGCAUCGUUGUCCUUGUGACAAUGAUCGCAACAGAAAGGUUGAUGGUCACUAUCCUCAGAUAUGAAGCAGUGCUUUAAGCAUACCCAGUCGUUCUUUGGACAUUUCCAGCAAGGUACGGUUUCCUCGUGUUGUGGGACACAGCUCUUCUGGCAGACCCGGUCCUUGGGGCUGCAUUUCUCGCACGGAAUUGUCCUCAAAUAGCAGGUUUUCUUGCACGUCUGCUCGUCCUCUUUAUCCUUGUCGCAGAUGUCGCAUGGCUUUGGCUUGACGGGUUUGCACUUUUUAGCCUCUUCACAGCUCCACUUGUCGCGACAAUCUUGGCAAACUACGACCUCCUCCACUUUGGCAGCAACACACUUCGCAAUGCACUUCCUGUCACCUUCGGCACAACGACACUGAGUGGAGGCUUCUGAGCGUCGAAUAGGUUGGAAAGUCAGAUUAGCGACUGGAUUCUCAAUAUCGCUGACUUCGGUUUGUCCACCGUUUGCCGCCCUAUCCUCGGAAGAGGUUGCCUUCACAUCAGGCUCGUGCGCGUCCUUUCCCCCAGCGAGCAAAUCUUCAGAAUUCUUGGUAGUCUCUGAAUUUUCGCCAGAAUCGAAGCUCGGUGAUGACUCAAGCUUGGUUUCUCCGUCAUACUCAACGGCCGCAUCGAGUUCGUCCGCUAUGUGCUCAAAGAUUUGAUGACCGCUCAUAUCAGUGACGACUUUGUUCGAUGUUGAAUCUCGCCAUCGUGUCACGAAGCGUUGCAAGGCUUCUCGCGAUAUGCAGGAACUUUGGCAAUUGUGAUCUUUCUUUUCGCAAACGUCGCAGGAUUUUGGAAAUGGCUUCGACCAAGUGGUGUCUUCAGUCUUUGGCCACGGUUCGAAUCCUACGUACGGAGGAUCAAACCUGUCGGGAUUUCUGCACGUCUUCUUGCACUCGGAAUCUUUUGGCUCGCACUUGUGACACAUGGAAGGUUUGCAAGUCUUCCUACACUCCUUAUGCUCUGGUUUACAUUUAUGACAGGGUGACGGCUUGCAUGACUUAUGGCAAUCAGAAUGCUCUGGUGGGCACUUGUGACAAAAUUCGGACUUUGGCUUCGCCCACUCUGUCCUGUCUUCCGCAUUCCAACAAGUCUUUUUGCAUUCGCCGUUCUCUGGAUGGCAUUUGUGGCAUGGUGAUGGCUUGCACGACUUGUGGCAAUAUUUAUCAUUUGUCUCGCAUUCGUGACAAGGUUGCGGAGAAGAGGGUCUCUCCUUGGACUCGUCUUUCCAGCUCAGUCUGCCUUCAGUCUUCUCUGAUUUGUAACUAUCCGACUUGGAGCAUUCGGUGCAGUAUGGUUGUGUUUUGCCAUAGUGUUGCUUUUGUUUAGGUGGAAUGCAGAUUUUGAAGCACUC